AAUAUGGAAAAUAAAAAGGAAAAGAAACGUGAACAAGUAAAAAAAAGCGAUAAAUUAAUAUCCGAUCCACAUCGGGAAUAUUUGGAUAUGAAUACCGAUGAAGAAGGCUACGAAAGACAUGAAAGUUCCGAGGGUGAAGAAGAAACUUCUUCAGAACCAGAAAAUCCUAUCUAUACUGAAAAACAACUGAUAACGUUAGUACAAUAUAUAAAAGAUUUGACUGUAUUAUCUCAUCUCAAGGAAUCAGAUUGGAAUGAAAACUGUUACGAAGUUAUAGAAGAAUAUUUUCAAUGCGUAACUCAUAAUAUAUUGAUUAUAUUUUUCAAUCAAAAUAAAUUAAAAGCAUCUUUAAAUUUUUACGAUUGCAGAGAUGUAGAAGUUAUGUAUUUUUUAAGAUCAUCGUUACAAAUCUACAUGCCUGAUGAUUUUUUUAAAACUAUUCUAUGUGGAAAUGUCACCAGAGAUAAAACAAAAUCAAUUUUUAAAUUUUUAAUAAAUAUAUACGCACCUGUUGCUUUGAAUAGUAAAGAAUGGCCAAAAAUUAUACAAAAUGAUUUAUAUUUGAAUUUACAUGAUCUUUUAAUGGUUCUAAAUGAUCAGCUUUGUAAAUCAAUAAAUAGAACGAUUUUGUACGUACCCAAAGAACGGUUACCUAAAUUACAAGGAUUUCGUUUAUUUUAUGAGAAUGAUUCCAUAUUUAUAGAAGAAAAAGAUUCUAUCCUAUUAACGCAAGAGUUUCAUAUUAGAGAAUUCAUUGGAAGAUUGGAAAAAAUAGUCAGGUGUUGGAUCAAGCAAAUACAUUCAGCUUUGGCUGCUAUGGCUAUUAGAAAAAAUAUUAAAAGUAUAAUGGAUGAACGGAAUCAUUGGAAAAAUGUUUAUGAUAAUUUAAAUUCUUUAAAUCAUCAAUUGUCCAAUAACGAAGUCCAAGGAAUUUUCAAAUUAUUAAGAAAUAUUAAUUCAUCUAGUGUAGAAUCAUUUCCAAUGGAUAUUAAACAAAUACAGAAAGCAUUGAUAGAAUCUUCAUCUAAUUUAAUAUACUUAAACAUUUUAUCUGAAUAUUGUACUAAUUUAUUUAUCUCCAAUAACAUAGAAAUUAAUACAACAAAGAUAUUCCUUCUGAUAUUGGUCAUUUGGGUGGAAUCACCUUUUUACAGUAUAACAAAUAAUAUAGAAUCCCUUUGUCGAGCAUUAAGUUUGCAGUUAAUAUCUCAAUGUCAAUGUUGCAUAGAUUUAGAAAGUGCAAUUAAGGGACACGUCGAAAGUGGAAUACAUAUGCUAAAGAAAUCUAUAUCUACUUGUGAAAUGUAUAAAAAAAUUUACGAGAAAUUUGUUAAAAAAGUAGUAACAUCUAUCAACCCUAAUAAAAUAUGGAAUAUAGAUGAGCAAUUAAUUUUUAAUAACAUUAAUGCAUUUAUACAAAGAUGUCAUGAUAUAAUUGAAAUUUGUAAUGCGCGAAUUAUUUUUGAAAGGUGUACCAAAGGAGGAACAUUCGGAGGCGCAAAAGGAUUAGAAUAUGAAACAUGUUGUCAACAAAUUGAAAAUCUGUUUUAUGAUCAUUUAAGCAACAUCAUUGCAAUUCAAGAUAAUUUAUUAAAUAUUCAAAAUAUUAAGUGGAAUAUUGCUAUAGAUAAAUUUAGAAGAGCUACAAUACAAUUAGAGAACACAAUCAAAAAUUUAAUUAAUCAUAUUUUUGAAAACAUUAAAAACGUUGAUGAGGGCAUUGAAGCGAUAUAUGCUCUUGAAAGAUUUAAGUAUCGAAAGUGUUUAAAAGAUUUAAUACAUGAAAAAUGGGAACAGGUAUGGAAAAUUUUAGACGAAGAAAUAGAAAUGUGCAAUGUAACUAAAAUUAUAGAAAUAGGUGAAUAUCAUCCACUUAUUAAAUCCUUUUCUAAAUACUCCAAAGAACGGUACACAAACAAAUAUUAUUUAAAAGUGCAAUAUACAAAAAUGAUAAAUGCAUCUUAUUGGCUGAGAGAUUGUAUAGCUGAAAGGUAUGCCCUGGAACGGUACAAAGUUGUAAUAAAUCAGUUAAAAGAUACUUAUAUUAUUAAUGAAAUAUAAAGCUAAUCACAUGAAUUUAAGAAUUCUAUAAAAAUUAAC
Messenger RNA from Polistes canadensis, 2100 nucleotides. Its product is annotated as dynein-1-beta heavy chain, flagellar inner arm I1 complex. Lineage: Eukaryota; Metazoa; Arthropoda; Insecta; Hymenoptera; Vespidae. The coding region runs from base 4 to 2061 and encodes 685 amino acids. The transcript has 10 exons. The record is from RefSeq and is a predicted model, not a curated record.